AUGAAUAGAUCCUUUUUCAACCAGACUCUCUUAGAGCAGGGAGCUUACUCCAACAGGACCCAGGGCUUGGGGACGCUCAUGGCCUGCUGCAACGGGACCAGCUCGGUCCUGGCGACUGACGGCGGCUCCUGGGUCCUGGCGCCUGACGAGAGGAGCCUUUACAUCACACGGGUGGUGCAGAUCGCCGUCCUCUGUGUCCUCUCCUUGACUGUGAUCUUUGGCAUCUUCUUUUUGGGCUGCAACUUGCUCAUCAAGUCGGAGAGCAUGAUUAACUUUCUGGUGAAGGACCGAAGACCUUCCAAGGAUGUGGGAGCUGCAAUCAUGGGACUUUACUGAAGCCGCCGGGCUUUUGUAGGCAAGUGAACUGUCUGGACCUGGUGCUGAGAUGCACAGUCUCAUGUGUCUGGGGCAACUGGGGGGGAGUGGGAAGGGGAAAAGGGUCUUUUAAUAUGUCUACGUCCAUGGGAAAGAAAACCUGUGCUUCCCAGUCAGCAAACUCUGUCGUGGUGAGUGGGGAAAUCUCCCCAGAGUUAUAUGAAGCACAAUAAACGACCAGCAUCGUGUUGCAUGCAGAAAUAGCUUAAGUUUUGCAUGAAACUUGCAGAAACAGCGAUAAUGUGCAGAUCUGGACUCUUUUCUGCUGUUACCUUGGAAACCGCUACCUGGAAUUUAGGGAUA
Molecule: messenger RNA, 678 nt
Organism: Apaloderma vittatum (bar-tailed trogon)
Lineage: Eukaryota; Metazoa; Chordata; Aves; Trogoniformes; Trogonidae
Gene: RPRML
Product: reprimo-like
Exons: 1
Coding region: 1-336 (111 amino acids)
Source: RefSeq, a predicted model, not a curated record